Molecule: messenger RNA, 2955 nt
Organism: Cimex lectularius (bed bug)
Lineage: Eukaryota; Metazoa; Arthropoda; Insecta; Hemiptera; Cimicidae
Product: putative phosphatidate phosphatase
Exons: 7
Coding region: 175-1191 (338 amino acids)
Biological process (GO): phospholipid dephosphorylation; phospholipid metabolic process; signal transduction
Molecular function (GO): phosphatidate phosphatase activity
Source: RefSeq, a predicted model, not a curated record
UUUGUAACCUUUUGGCUACUAAUAGACAUUACGUGGUUUUUAUCAUUUUUCAGUGUCUAGUCAUCAGAUAUAUAAACAGAGGAGGGUGAUCAUGUGUAUUUUAGCCUAAUGUCUCACACAGGGGACAAAUCAUUCGACAAGACUUAAAACAGUAUUCAAAAACACAAUAUUGAAAUGGAUUCCGAGACGAAAAAGAUUUUGACUAGAGUGUCGAUCGACUUCCUUUGCCUAGUCGCUGUUGGUGUACCUAGUUUAUAUCUUCAUCUAUUUGCCCAACCUUAUCAAAGAGGAUUCUUUUGUGAUGAUAUGAGCAUUAGGUAUCCGUUUAAGCAAUCAACAGUAUCGACUGUUGUAUUAUACUUUAUUGGACUUGGUCUUCCAAUUAUUGUGAUGAUUUUGUUGGAAGUGCUACUUGUGCAUAGAAGAAAGAAUGCUUGGUCUCCCACUUUUAUAUUUGGGAAAAGAAUUCCCGUAUGGGUGAUAAAUAGUUACAAAACAGUUGGCGUAUUCUGUUUUGGAGCUUUAUGUAAUGUAUUAGUGACAGAUGUUGCGAAAUACACAAUUGGAAGGCUCAGGCCACAUUUUUUCGAUAUUUGCAAGCCCGAUAUUGAUUGUAAUGCUGCUAUGUACAAACAGAAGUACAUAACAGAAUUCAUUUGCACGAGUAAAGAUAACACUUCGUAUUUAAAAGAUUCAAGACUUUCAUUUCCUUCAGGCCAUUCAUCAUUUGCUGCUUUUACAAUGGUUUAUUUAGCGUUAUAUUUGCAAGUUCGAUUCCAAUGGCAGGGAUCAUUUUUACUGAAACGCUUCUUUCAAUUGUGCUGUGUAAUUAUGGCAUGGUGUACUGCCCUUUCGAGAGUAUCUGAUUAUAAACAUCAUUGGAGUGAUGUUCUCGUUGGACUGUUUAUUGGAACAACAGUUUCAUUUCUAACAGUUCUUUAUGUAUCACAGUUAUUUGAUAAGCAUAAGACUCCAUUUAAUUUUCACCAGAGUGGAGCGGUAUCAUCUGCUUCUAACCAAGCAAUGGUAGAAAAACAAGAUCUUACAAUCCAGGAUGGUGUACAUGCAGCACCAGUCGAAUUCAACCUCAGAAAAUGGCAAAAUGCCAAAUCGUAUCUGACUGACACGUACAACGAGACCAGGAAAACCCGGAUGACAGGGACUAUCAAGCAGCGCACAAAUAUUUCUUAGUAAAUUUUCAUUCUGUUAAUUAAUAAUUUAACUAAAAAAUAAACUUCACUGAACACAAAAUAAAAUAAAUGUUAAUAGCCUGUAAAAAUGUGCUUGCGUCAAACAGUAUUGAUUUGAUAGCUAAAUAGUUUGCGAAAUGUGAUUCCAAAAUUGUCUCUUAAUUCUGAAAAUUUUUGUCUUAUGAUUUUUAAGUGAGAAACCCUUUAUGUUGCUGACAAGUUGCAGAAGGUUUAAAGUGAAAAAGUGUAUUGACGAUUUCCUCAAUAGGAAAAAAUCUGUGAAACAGAUUAAUAAAUGAAUUACUUUGUUGUAUUGUAAAUUUUAAUUACAAACACACUUUACGAUACAAAAACUAACUAUGUGAGUUCAAUAAAUUGAGUAUUGCUUUGUUUUUACUUUUGCAUCACGGCAGUUUGUAAUUAAAGAUUAACUUUUCUUUAAGGUUGGAAGGUUAAAAAUAGUUUAUGUUAAAGCGGUUAUUUAUUUAUCAGUAGUUUUUGAUCUUCAGUUGAAAAGUACUUACGAACAAAAGCCAUGGACAUGGGUUGAAUGAACGUUUUUUGGUUGUCACUAAGUCAAAAAUUGUUAGAUUUUCUCCGAGUACUCUUGCCAAUGGGUAGGAGCUGCGAAAAAAAAAUUAAGUAAUUUAACUUUUUUCAAUUUAGUUUUUUGCCUUUGUUGUGCAUUUAUUUCAAGGAAGUCUAAGAAAGAAAAAAGUAAGCAGGAUUGUAUUAAAUUAGCUCCUCACCGAAGAUGCAAUGCCGAAAUGUAUUUGAAUACUCAAAAACUCGCGAGUAGAGAUAGACCCUGUGUCAGUUCAACAUGAGUUCACCGACUUGCAGACCAAAACACGAUCGGUUACUUUAAUUGAGAUUAGCUUAAAAGUUACAAAAAUCAAAAGCCGUUUCCAGUAAAGUAGGCCAAUAAACAUUUUUAUUGUAAAAAAAUUAAGUUUCUAUUUAAGCACCCUUUAAAACCCUUAAAUGCAAAUUUUCAAAGCACUACAAAAGCAAUCAUUUUUUGGCUGGAUUCGCCAAAAAUUAAGAAAAACUCGAAUGUUUUAUUUUAUAUCCGGUUCUAAUUUUUCUAUGGAGGCCAAGUUUAAGCCAUUACGUUCAGUUUAUAUGUUUCUAAAUUCCUGUAAACUUCUCAUAGAUUGGUGGAGUCAUAUAAUAAUUUUUGUGAUUUUUGAGAAAAAAUCAAAAUAUUUGUUUGGAUGAUAAAAGAGUGAAGAAAAUUUUUUCUCUCUCUCUCUCGCUCUCGCUCUCCCUCUCCCUCUUCCAGAAAAAUAGCCAAUGUAAAAGUAUCAGCUCCCAUCACUGGAUUGGGCCUAGUGGCAAGAACGCUCGGACAUCUGUCUAAUAUUUUUUGACCUAGAAUCAACAAAAAUUGUAUAACGUGCUGUAUAAGUGUAUAUAUGGUUUUAACUUUUGCCAAGUUUAACAGUCAAACAGAUUUAUUAACAUAAAAAGUAAUUACAUGGUAUUUUCAAAGUAUAUAAAAUGCCAAUUAUUGAUAUCAAAUUAAGUUGUCUUUGGUGUUGGAAUACUCAAAAGUAUUAGAUUCAUACUCACUACAUAAUUAAGGCUAGUUUCUGCUAAAUUCAACUUAUAUUUAUGUUAUUGUUUGUACCAUGCUUUGAAUAAAUAAUUAAUUAAGGGCAACUCUGCUAAACUGUGUUGCAUCUAAUUUAAACAUUUGAUUUUAUCUUGGUUUAACAUUAUUUAUUAGAUUUACACAAUGUAAAAAUUUUUUUAUGAAACG